This is a messenger RNA of Piliocolobus tephrosceles (Ugandan red Colobus), 1032 nucleotides long. It is a transcript of the gene FUT2, whose product is annotated as fucosyltransferase 2 (H blood group). The transcript has a single exon. The record is from RefSeq and is a predicted model, not a curated record. Gene Ontology annotation, molecular function: galactoside 2-alpha-L-fucosyltransferase activity. The coding region runs from base 1 to 1032 and encodes 343 amino acids. Gene Ontology annotation, biological process: carbohydrate metabolic process. NCBI's taxonomy places the organism in Eukaryota, Metazoa, Chordata, Mammalia, Primates, Cercopithecidae. Gene Ontology annotation, cellular component: membrane.
AUGCUGGUCGUUCAGAUGCCUUUCUCCUUUUCCACGGCCCCCUUCAUCCUCUUUGUCUUUACGGUUUCCACUAUAUUUCACAUUCAGCAGCGGCUAACGAAGUUUCAAGCCGUGUGGGAGUUACCGGUGCAGAUACCAGGACUGGCCUCAACAUCAAAGGCACCGCAACCCAGCCAGCUCAGGGGGAUGUGGACGAUCAAUGCUAUAGGCCGCCUGGGGAACCAGAUGGGUGAAUAUGCCACGCUGUAUGCCCUGGCCAAGAUGAACGGGCGGCCCGCCUUCAUCCCGGCCCAGAUGCACAGCACCCUGGCCCCCAUCUUCAAAAUCACCCUGCCGGUGCUGCACAGUGCCAUGGCCAGCAGGAUCCCCUGGCAGAACUACCACCUGAACGACUGGAUGGAGGAGAAGUACCGCCACAUCCCAGGGGAGUAUGUCCGCCUCACAGGCUACCCCUGCUCCUGGACCUUCUACCACCACCUCCGCCACGAGAUCCUCCAGGAGUUCACCCUGCACGACCACGUGCGUGAGGAGGCCCAGAAGUUCCUGCGGGGCCUGCAGGUGAACGGGAGCCGGCCGGGUACCUUUGUAGGGGUCCAUGUUCGCCGAGGGGACUAUGUCCACGUCAUGCCAAAAGUGUGGAAGGGGGUGGUGGCCGACCGGCAAUACCUACAGCAGGCCCUGGACAUGUUCCGAGCUCGCUACAGCUCCCCUAUCUUUGUGGUCACCAGUAAUGGCAUGGCCUGGUGUCGGGAGAACAUUGACACCUCCCAUGGUGAUGUGGUGUUUGCUGGCGAUGGCAUUGAGGGCUCACCUGCCAAAGAUUUUGCAGUACUCACACAGUGUAACCACACCAUCAUGACCAUCGGGACGUUCGGGAUCUGGGCCGCCUACCUCGCGGGCGGAGAUACCAUCUACCUGGCCAAUUACACCCUCCCCAACUCCCCUUUCCUCAAAGUCUUUAAACCAGAGGCAGCCUUCCUGCCAGAGUGGACGGGGAUCGCCGCAGACCUGUCCCCCUUACUCAAGCACUAA